CUAGUUAGUUAGAUGCAAUGAGUCAGAUGACUUUGUUUGUUUAGGGCCAGGUCCUUGUGGCUGUAGCUCUUCCUGAAUGAGGUCGGAAAUAAAUUAUCGCGUCCUUCCAGCAAAUUAAUUAAACGAUGAAUCCCAACCAAUGUGGCUGAUGUCGAUCCAUUGGGGUAGCUCUAUACUCGGUAGAGCGAUAUUUGCCCCGACGCGUCUAUCCGAUUUCUCCAGUACCUGCCUAUAUCGUGGCGUCCGGAUGUACAAUUAGCGGAGAUCCAUAUGUCAAGGAGAUCUUUGACAGCUGACCACUUAACCAGACUUCGAGUCAAUUGGUAUUUUAGGACCCCACAAUCAAUUGAAGGAACAGAGGAAGAAGAUCCGGAAAAGGAAAUAUGGGGAAGAGGUCUAAAGAUUGGUUGUCCCGCAGUCGCCGACUUCGCACCCCUCAUGUUCUCCUCAAAUCACGCCAUCGCCCUGUAUAACUAUAGCUCUCCUUCCAACCAUACUAACUUUCCUCCCGCACUUUGAACCCCUCCUCUCUUUCAUCCCUGACUGAUCCCCCAAGUCUUAUCAUCAUGUCUGCUCAACAGCCUCGUUUCGAGACUCUCCAGCUUCACGCAGGUCAGGAACCUGACCCCACAACCAACGCUCGCGCGGUGCCCAUCUAUGCCACCACCUCCUACUCCUUCAAUGACUCCGCCCACGGCGCGAGGCUGUUUGGCCUCCAAGAAUUCGGAAACAUCUACAGUCGCAUCAUGAAUCCGACGGUCGAUGUCUUCGAGAAGCGCAUUGCGGCCCUCGAAGGCGGCGUGGCUGCUGUUGCCGCCUCUUCCGGUCAGGCCGCGCAGUUCAUGGCCGUCGCCGCCCUGGCCCACGCUGGGGACAACAUUGUCUCCACCAGCAACCUCUACGGUGGCACCUACAACCAAUUCAAGGUCAUGUUCCCUCGCUUGGGGAUCAACACCAAAUUCGUCCAGGGAGAUAAGCCCGAGGACAUCGGUGCGGCCAUUGAUGAUCGCACCAAGGCCGUUUACGUUGAGACCAUCGGGAACCCUCGGUACAAUGUUCCGGAUUUUGAAGCGAUCGCCAAGGUUGCGCACGAAAAGGGUGUUCCCCUAGUUGUGGACAACACGUUCGGAGCCGGCGGUUACUUCUGUCGUCCAAUCGAGCACGGCGCCGACAUUGUCGUCCACAGCGCUACCAAGUGGAUCGGCGGGCACGGUACCACCAUUGGCGGUGUUGUUGUGGACAGCGGGAAAUUCGACUGGGGCAAGCACGCCGCGCGAUUCCCCCAGAUGGUCGAGCCCUCGGAAGGCUAUCACGGCCUGAAGUUCUGGGAGACGUUCGGUCCCCUGGCGUUUGCCCUUCGCGUGCGGGUGGAGAUCCUCCGUGACCUCGGAUCGGCACUGAACCCGUUCGCUGCCCAGCAGCUCCUGCUCGGCAUCGAGACGCUGAGUCUGCGUGGUGAGCGUCACGCGACCAACGCCGUCGCCUUGGCCAACUGGCUCCGCAAGAACGAGAACGUCAGCUGGGUGUCCUACCCCGGUCUGGAAGACCACCCCAGCCACGAAACCGCGAAGCGCUACCUGCCCCGCGGCUUCGGAGGUGUCCUCUCCUUCGGCGUCAAGGGCGGUGCCACCGCCGGUAGUCAAGUCGUGGACGGGUUCAAGUUGAUCUCGAACCUUGCCAACGUCGGCGACUCCAAGACUCUGGCCAUCCACCCCUGGUCCACGACACACCAGCAGCUCAGCAACCAGGAGCGUCUCGAUUCCGGCGUGGCAGAAGAUGCGAUCCGCAUCUCGGUCGGCACAGAGCACAUCGACGACAUCAUCGCCGACUUCGAGCAGUCCUUCAAGGCAUCGAGCGCUGUGAACGCUGGCCAGUAAAUUCUAAACCAAAAACCUGAUCCCCAGAUGUAUAUGGCUGUCUCCUUCCCCCCCGCCCUUGUGAAUCAAUCACUUGAGAGAACGGGGCGUGGCACCUGUGCCAAGUGAUGUUGAACAUGACUUUGAUUAGAUGGAUGUUGACGCUUGUGAUCUGGUAUAUAUAAUGACGAUUUUUCAUGAUAGAGCAAGUAAUUUAUGGUAAACGGUUUGAUAUUAUGAAUAGGUGGUUUUAUAACUACUUGACCCAAGUUUUGGGUAUAUACUAUCUUCUCAGGCGUGGGGGAACACCUGACCGACUGGGGCAUACAGACAUACAUACAUAAGUCUAGCAGAGACAUGACUACAAACAAGACAUCUCGAAAAGAACCAUCAAGACAUCCAACAACCAUUCAAGUAGAAAGUUAGA
This is a messenger RNA of Aspergillus candidus, 2283 nucleotides long. Its product is annotated as O-acetylhomoserine aminocarboxypropyltransferase/cysteine synthase family protein. Bases 567 to 1877 code for a protein of 436 amino acids. Lineage: Eukaryota; Fungi; Ascomycota; Eurotiomycetes; Eurotiales; Aspergillaceae. The record is from RefSeq and is a predicted model, not a curated record. The transcript is spliced from 6 exons. Gene Ontology annotation, biological process: transsulfuration. Gene Ontology annotation, molecular function: pyridoxal phosphate binding; transferase activity, transferring alkyl or aryl (other than methyl) groups.